Messenger RNA from Ilex paraguariensis (yerba mate), 2391 nucleotides. NCBI's taxonomy places the organism in Eukaryota, Viridiplantae, Streptophyta, Magnoliopsida, Aquifoliales, Aquifoliaceae. The record is from the annotation of a GenBank genome assembly.
AUGUAUAUAUAUUUAUAUAUAUACACACACCCACACAUAAAUAUACACACACACACACACACAAAAGUAACAAAACCCAGUAUCAUGGCCAAUGGAGAUUUCCCAAUUCGUUGCGGUUUACCUGGGAAUCCUCCAUUUUCUUUAUCUCGAAAUCAUCGUAAAUCUCUAUAAAUCUCCCAAAUUAGAUCAGUAACUCUUUUUAUCUUCUCGGAUUGGACAAAACCACUGUCUUUUUAUGCAGGUGUAUGAUUUGUUGGUGAUUUGGGUUUUUUUUUUAAAAAAAAAAAAUUGGAUUAAGCUUUGUAAGUAACGAAGCUUAAUGCUUGUGCAAAUUUGGAUAAGAUUUGUGUAUUUUAUGAGGAAUUAAGAACAAUCAAUUGAUGUCUUCGAAGGUUGAUAGAGGUGGAGUUCCGAGAAAAGGUCUAGACAUGAAGUUCAACUGGUUGAGAUCUAGGUCUCGGCGAGUGGUUCAGGACAGUUUUGUGGUUGUCGGGGCAAUGGAGGCGGAGAUGGAUGAUGGGUUGGGGCAGAGUAGUUGGGCAAAUAUGCCUUCGGAGUUGUUGAGGGAGGUGUUGGUGAGAAUAGAGGCGUCGGAGAGUAGUUGGCCAUUGAGGAAAAACGUGGUGGCCUGUGCCGGAGUGUGCCGGAGUUGGAGAGAGAUCAUGAAGGAAGUCGUGGGGACACCGGAGGUUUCUGGGAAGUUAACGUUUCCUGUUUCUGUUAAGCAGCCCGGUCCAAGAGAGUCUCUCCUCCAAUGUUUUAUAAAGCGGAACCGGGCUACGCAAACGUAUUAUCUCUACCUUAGUCUAUCGCAAGCACUGUCGGAAGAUGGAAAGUUUCUUCUUGCUGCUAGCAAGUGUCGGCAUCCCACCUAUACAGACUACAUGAUCUCUCUGAAUGCUGAUGAUAUGUCAAAGAAGAGCAAUACUUAUAUUGGAAAAUUGAGAUCAAAUUUUCUGGGGACAAAGUUUACAAUAUAUGAUGGUUUGCCACCUCAUGCUGGAGCUAGAAUGACAAAGAGUCACUCCACUAGGUUAGUGGGCUCAAAGCAAGUUUCCCCUAGAGUUCCUGCUGGCAACUAUCCUAUCGCACACAUUUCAUAUGAGUUGAAUGUAUUGGGAUCCAGGGGCCCAAGAAAAAUGCACUGUAUCAUUGAGGCGAUCCCAGCAUCUGCUAUUGCAUCUGGAGGGGUGUUUCCAGCGCAAACUGAGUUUCCUCUUAGCAACAUUGAUUCUUUUCCGACACUCCCCCUUUUUCGAUCGAGAUCAACCCGCCUGGAGAAAACUCUAUCCAGACAUCUGGAUGGUCAGAGAGAUGGAUCCCUGGUAUUGGAAAACAAAACUCCCAGAUGGCAUGAGCAGCUCCAGUGCUGGUGUUUGAAUUUUCAUGGACGAGUAACAGUUGCUUCAGUUAAAAACUUUCAGUUAGUGGCUUCUCCACAGAAUGGGCAGGCUGGGCCAGAACAUGAUAAGGUCAUACUCCAGUUUGGGAAAGUAGGGAAAGACGUGUUUACCAUGGACUACCGAUAUCCGAUAUCUGCAUUCCAGGCAUUUGCCAUCUGCCUUAGCAGCUUCGACACCAAGAUUGCUUGUGAAUGAUAUGGACUAAUAGGUCUGAAGUCUGAACCUAAAUUCUCUAAGUAUGGGUGCAUUUAUAGUCAUAUUAAUAUUGUUGGAGAUGCUCUGUCUACUUAUGUACUAAUUUUAUGUACUAGUUAGUAUGUUGUGUAUAUUGUUGGAACAAGCAGCAUAUUUCAAUGGUCCAGUUUUCUUACAUACGUGUUUUUAAAGCCAUGCUGGUGUGGAAUCUAGUUCGAGUUCAUUUUGUGUCAUCAACGUCUCUGCUGUAUGUUAAGGUUUAUUUUUAUAAUAUUUCCCCAGUUCAGUAUAAUUUGGGAGAAAAAAACCUAAUUUCCUAUGAAUUGAAUUUUUCUGCCCCGCAGCAGCCCACCGGUCAUUGCUCAUCUGCUGUAUCAUUUCUAUUGUAACUACGCUGCUCCAGUAUUCAGUUGUCAUCUCACCACCUGCAUCAUCUCUGUACAACUUUCCCUAACCAUCAUCCGCACCAUCUCCCCCAUUGCCAUCACCCACAAACACAUCAGCUUGUGUACACACUGUAAUCCAUUUUAUCUUAGUGAUAGGCAUCUCAUAUGUUGCAAGCUUAGUGUUAUGAUCAUACUGCUGUCAAUGGUAAAAUUUUGUUAACCAGACAGACGUUAAUAAAGUGAAAAUUGUCGCUGAGAAAAGGUUAAUAUGACGUGGUUUUUCUUGAAUUGGCAAUAUGUUAUGGUUUGGAUAUGUAUUCUUAUUGGUCGAACACUACAGUAGACGCUGAACAUGUGGCUGAUUAAGUUUUUUGUCAUGAUGCAGCAAGCAGAUUGGGAAGUUUACA